AUGGUUGAACUGACUCCCGGCCAUGUGGUCAUUCUCACCGACGGUCGGCAGGCCACCGUUCGGUUCGUUGGCACAACACAUUUCGCGCCCGGUGACUGGAUAGGCAUUGAGCUGGACGAAGCCACAGGAAAGAACGAUGGAGCCGUGCAAGGCGAGCGAUAUUUCGACUGUGAACCAGGGUUUGGUAUGUUUAUUCGUCCCACGGCCGUCGAGAAGAUCAUGCCCGCACAACCACCUCCCAAACCCGUUGCUCCGAAAGCAACCACCAUCACUCAACCUACUGCGACCCGAAGCCGAGCCCAGAGCGGCAUCGCCGCUGGCCUCAAAAAGCCCAAUGCGCUUGCUGCCGCCAACACCAAACGACACAGUGCCGGCGCGUCUAGCCCGACUUCGGCGCUGCGAGGCGCCGCUCAGCGCUUGUCAACAAAGUCUCCUACGAAAUCCCCGACGAAACAAUUAUCUGGUUCUGCGCUUUCCUCCAACCGCUCUUCCCUCAGCAGCACUCCGCGACCGGCCGCAACCACGCCCAGAGCUCGUCCCUCUAUUAGCUCGAAGACCUCCAUGCCUCCUCCACCGCUCCCAUCAACAAGCGCUCGCGCUGCCCGCUCAUCGAUAUCGACACCCGCAUCCAAUACGAGGAGACCCAGUCUGCAUGCCACAGCGUCUGCGCCCACGGGGCUGGCGAAACGCCCCGCGUUGCGACCGGCACCUUCUAGCAGAGCAUCGGAAGACGUGGAGGGUGAAACGAGUCCUUUGUCGGAGGACCCGGAGGUUGAGACGCCGGAUGUAACGGGUGAUGCAGAUCAGGAGGAGCCGGGUCUCGCAUCCACCAGGCCUAGCCCGAGCGCCUCACGGACGGUGAGCGCUAGCCAGAAACAGCUGCAACCUUCGUCGCAGCGUCUCUCGACGGGCGGAGCUGUGACGCGGGAGCUCGAUGAAUUGAAGACCAAGCUCCGAGUGAUGGAAAAGAAGCGGGCCGAUGAUCGAGAAAAGCUCAAAAAUCUGGAACAAUUGCAGUCGGACCGGGACAAGUUCGAGGGUAUCAUUCAGAAGCUGCAAGCAAAGUAUCAACCCCAACAGCUUGAGAUCGGCGAACUGCGCAAGAAAUUGAAGGAGUCGGAAGCCCGCUUGGAGGAAGUCGAGCGCCUCCAGAGCGAACAUGAGACGAUUCUGGAAAUGGCUACAUUGGAUCGCGAGAUGGCGGAAGAGACCUCUGACAUGUUCAAACAUGAAUGUGAAACCUUGCGACUUAGGGUUGAAGAGCUCUCAUUGGAGGUUGAGAUCCUUCGGGAAGAAAACGAGGAGCUCGGACAGGCCAUGUCCCCUGAAGAGAAGUCGAGUCACGGAUGGCUGCAGAUGGAAAAGACGAAUGAGCGUCUCCGCGAGGCGCUUAUCCGCCUCCGCGACAUGACCCAGCAGCAGGAGGCGGAGCUGCGAGAUCAAGUCAAAGAGCUCCAGCAAGACCUUGAGGACUAUGCGACUAUCAAGUCUCAGUAUGAGUCAACGAAGGAGAAGUUACUCGUGUCCGAAAACAACGUAGAGGACCUCAAGCAGCAGCUUGAAACUGCACUGGGCGCCGAGGAGAUGAUCGAAGAGCUGGCAGACAAGAACAUGCGCUACCAGGAAGAUAUCAACGAACUCAAGGCUGCCAUUGAGGAUCUGGAAGCAUUGAAGGAGAUAAAUGAUGAACUCGAGUUCAACCAUAUCGAAACAGAGAAACAGCUGCAGGAGGAAAUCGAUUACCGAGAGAGCCUAUACAACGAACAAACCCGGAGGAUAACGCAGCAGGACGAAGUCAUCGAAGAUCUAGAAUACACCCUCAUUCGCUUUCGAGAGCUGGUCUCGACUCUACAAGGCGAUUUGGAGGACAUGCGCGCAUCACAGCAGAUUUCUGAAGCGGAGGCUAGCGAUCUUACCACGCGGUCUCGUGCUAUGAUGGACCUCAACUUGAAGCUUCAGGCAUCCGUCUCCAAGGCGCAAACCAAGACAAUUGAUAUUGAACUUGGUCGUAUGGAUGCAGAGGAAGCCACCCAGCACCUGGCCAUUCUGAAGUUGUAUCUCCCAGAGUACUUCGACAGCGAGCGCAAUGCCAUCCUUGCACUUCUCCGGUUCAAGCGUGUGAACUUCAAGGCCUCCCUAAUGAACAACACCAUCCGUGAAAAGGUUGCAGAGCAAGCGUCAAUAUCUACCGCUCUCGAAGAAGUCUUUGUGGCGAGUGAAGUGAUGGAGAAGCUGCAAUGGAUUGCUGCUCUUUGUGAUCGUUUCGUCAACUAUAUCAAUACCUGCUCAGCUGAAAGCUUUGGUGGCAUCACAGGCGCCCUGUUCGAGCUAGAACCCGUGGAACGCACGUUGAACUUUUGGAUUGAGAGUUUGAAGAAGAACGAGGUCAAUAUGAAGAAGUGUGCAGUGGAAUUACAGCGAUCUAUUGCCUUACUUGCCCAUCUUGCCGAGACCCUUCUGCCAACGUCUCUCGAAACAUUUGCAGACGAGCUCUGCAUGCGCUCAAUGCUGGCCCAGUCUUACAUCGACCACAGCGCCUCGACCAUCUCGCGAUUGAGAACCUUACUGCAGUCCAAGCUCGCGGUACCGGAAGGAGGUGAUGAAGAAAGCGCCUUUCUCUACAACAAAAUGGACGGGAUUGUGACGCAAGCCCGUGGAUUGAAAGUCGCCAUGGGAAAGAUCAACCGCUCCUUGGAAGAACUCCGUUCCAGAUCCCUUGCGCUUUCACCCGAUGUGGUCGGUCCUUUUAAACAAGCCGAAGAAGCAGCUAAGGAUCUCUCUGCCCUGACUCGGCAACUCGGAGAGACGAUUGUGCAGAUUAUAAUUGACGAAAGCCGCACUGAACCACUAACCCUGGAAGAAGCACUCAAAACGAUGUCCCAGAUCUCCACACUUUAUGCACAACCAUCAGAAACAGGCAGUGAAAGCAGCGACGCGACUUCUCUUAUCUCCAACCGACUGCGCAGCCUGGGCGGCUUCCUCGAGGAACUCGAUUCCAUCACGUCCGAUCUCUCGAUCGCUUCUGAAUUCGAGAAGCGACCAUCCCCGUGGACAAUCCGCGCUGCAGAGCUCAAAUCUAACAAACAAAACUCUCCUGAUGCGGACGAAGAAAUCCGACGGCUGAAGAACGAAAUUCAUGAAGCCUCUACUGCCCUUGGCGUUAAGGACAAGACUAUCGAAGAGCAGGCCAUCAAAGUCGAGCUGAUCGAGUCCCGGAUGCGCGAAGCCAGCAAGAAGGCGUCAAUGGUGAAAGACCUCGAGGCGAAAAUCGAGGAGCUCCAAGCGGCACACUCGGAUCUGGAAUCAACCCUGCACCAGCAGCGUGCGGGCAUCGAAGCCCUUGAGGCCGAACGCGACGAGCUAAAGGUUCGCCUCGACAAGGUUAAGCGCAUCUCGGGCACGACGGGUGCCACGACGACCGCUGAAGGCGGCGUAGUCAUUGAUGCUGGUCUCUCGCUCGCCACCAUGCGGGAGAACGAAGCCCUCCGCGCCGAGGUCGAAAGCCUCCAAGCCGCUGUACGCUACUUCCGUGAGGAGCACCGUCGCGCCAACAUGCUCGACCCGUACUCCAUCCAACGCUCUGCGGACCUGCACUCCUGGCUCGAUGUUCCCCUCACGCAGAGUUGUGUCUCCUCCCCACACCGCGAGAUGAUUCAGCACACUGCUUCCGAAAGUCGCGACGUCUUCACCCACCUCCUCAAACUAACCCAGGAUUCACGCAUCUGCGAUCUGAAGUCCACCGCUCCGAGAACCAACGACGCCGCAGACCCUACCACCACACGCGUCGCCUGGCGGCCCCGCAAGACCAAGCUCCGCUACCACGUUCUCCAGCAGCGUGAGAACUUCGAACACUGGGCCGACUGGCGCGACGAGAUCAUCAGCCACGAGCGCGAACAAGAACGCGUCGCCGCAGCCAAGAGGGAACGACUCGCGCGAAGACAUCACGCCACCACGGCAAGCUCGGUCUACGGCGCUGCGGCUGGAUUCCCCCAGGCCUUGGGCCAUGGCAUGAUGGGGCCAGCGUGGCAGAUCCUGGGCAUGGAGCAUGAUGGAGCCGGUGGUAGGAAGGCGGGUGUCCACCCCCUUACCUCGAGUGGACAUUAUCCACUGAGGAGGAACUGA
Messenger RNA from Aspergillus homomorphus CBS 101889, 4122 nucleotides. RefSeq names its product putative dynactin. The transcript is spliced from 3 exons. Gene Ontology annotation, molecular function: microtubule plus-end binding. The record is from RefSeq and is a predicted model, not a curated record. Gene Ontology annotation, biological process: cytoplasmic microtubule organization. NCBI's taxonomy places the organism in Eukaryota, Fungi, Ascomycota, Eurotiomycetes, Eurotiales, Aspergillaceae. Gene Ontology annotation, cellular component: nucleus; microtubule plus-end; cytoplasm. The coding region runs from base 1 to 4122 and encodes 1373 amino acids.